Messenger RNA from Xenopus tropicalis (tropical clawed frog), 3259 nucleotides. RefSeq names its product retrovirus-related Pol polyprotein from transposon opus. The transcript has a single exon. The record is from RefSeq and is a predicted model, not a curated record. The coding region runs from base 83 to 3259 and encodes 1058 amino acids. Gene Ontology annotation, molecular function: DNA-directed DNA polymerase activity; RNA-DNA hybrid ribonuclease activity; hydrolase activity. NCBI's taxonomy places the organism in Eukaryota, Metazoa, Chordata, Amphibia, Anura, Pipidae. Gene Ontology annotation, biological process: DNA biosynthetic process; RNA-templated DNA biosynthetic process; DNA transposition.
AUCCGACUCCACUCCAUUUAGGGAGCGGCCUAGGAGAGUCCCCCCCAAGGACCGGGAGGAUCUCCAGCGCACCUUACAGGAAAUGAAAAGGCGAGGAAUUAUUGCUGACAGUCGGAGCCCCUAUGCUUCCCCUAUAGUCAUCGUGAGGAAAAAGGAUGGCUCAAUCCGGUUGUGCGUGGAUUAUCGUACUUUAAAUAGACGCACUGUACCUGACCAGUACACUCUACCUCGAAUUGAGGAGACUCUGGAAGCCCUUAAUGGUAGCAAAUGGUUCACUGUAAUGGACUUACGCUCUGGCUAUUACCAGGUACCUAUGGCAUCUGAGGAUCAGGAAAAGACUGCAUUUAUAUGCCCCUUGGGUUUUUACCAGUUCACAAGGAUGCCCCAAGGUAUUUGUGGGGCCCCAGCUACCUUUCAGAGACUUAUGGAGAAGAUGUUGGGAGACCUGUCACCCCGAGAGUGCCUGGUGUAUCUGGAUGAUAUCAUUGUGUUUGGGACUACCCUAGAGGAGCAUGAGCAGCGUCUGAUGAAUGUGAUUGACCGAUUAAUAGCAGAAGGACUAAAACUGUCAAUCGACAAAUGUAAGUUUUGCCGCUCCUCAGUAACCUAUGUAGGCCAUGUGGUCUCUACAGAAGGAAUAGGAACUGACCCGGCCAAGAUUGAAGCGGUGGUAACCUGGCCCAAACCCCAAAAUGUCACUGAGCUGAGAUCAUUUCUCGGGUUUUGUGGUUACUACAGGCGAUUUGUAGAGGGGUAUUCAAGAGUGGCCCACCCAUUAAAUGAAUUGUUGAGGCUUUCUAAUGUGCAUGGUGAAGGGACAAAAAGAGAUGCUAAAGCCCCUUUUGGUGAUAAGUGGACUUCAGCCUGUGAAGAGGCCUUUGUUCAGUUAAAGAAAAGGCUGACAGAAGCCCCUGUAUUGGCUUAUGCAGAUGCUCACAGACCAUAUGUCCUCCAUGUUGAUGCCAGUUAUGAAGGGUUGGGAGGUGUCCUACACCAGAGGUACCCAGAAGGGCUGCGGCCAGUGGCCUAUCUUAGUAGGAGUCUGGCACCCAGUGAAAAGAAUUAUCCUGUGCAUAAACUGGAAUUCCUGGCUCUUAAGUGGGCCAUUGUGGACAAGUUGCAUGACUUCUUAUAUGGAGUAGAGUUUGAAGUACGAACAGAUAAUAACCCUCUCACAUAUAUUUUGACUACUGCUAAACUUGAUGCCACAGGGCACCGUUGGUUAGCUGCACUGUCAAACUACUCUUUCACCCUCAAGUACAAACCAGGGCCUAGGAAUAUAGGAGCGGAUGCUCUCUCUAGACGACCGGGUCUGCCUGCCCUGGAGGAUGAUGGGGAGUGGGAAGAGAUACCCAGCAUCGGUAUGAAGGCCUACUGUGCUACAGCUGCUGUAGUGGAUGACAAAGUGGCUUUUUCUGAGUUGAGGGUCGUAGAUUCUGUUGGUGGAGGGCCGGAAUCUGUACCACCUAUGUACUGCUGUCCCAUUUCUCUAGUAGGGGGAGAAUCCAAGUUAAUCAGUCACAAGGACAUGGUUCAAAGCCAGAAAACUGAUCCUGUGAUAGGGCACCUGUGGAGAGCGGUUAACAGCAGAAAUCCUGCUUUGCUCAAGAAGAGUUUGCCAGGAGGGUAUGAAUUUUUCCAACGUGACUGGGGGAAGUUCUGUGUGGAACAAGGACUGUUAUACCGGUUGAUACCAUAUCAUAAUCACCCUGGGAGGCGGCAAUUAGUGUUGCCCCUUAAAUUCAGGAACAUGGUGUUAAGGAGUCUGCAUGAUCACCAUGGACAUCUUGGAAUGGAGAAGACUUACGGGCUGGUCCAAGACCGCUUUUUCUGGCCUAAAAUGAGAGAUGCAGUUGCAAGUUACUGCAGGAAGUGCCUAAGGUGUCUGCAAAGGAAGACACUUCCGGUCCUCGCUGCCCCCAUGGGUCACCUUAAAAGUUCAGAGCCCAUGGACUUGGUGUGCAUGGACUUUCUUUGUAUUGAGAAUGAUUCGAGGGGCAUCGGUAAUGUUCUGGUAGUCACCGAUCACUAUACCAGGUACGCCCAAGCUUUCCCCACCAAGGACCAAAAAGCCUCCACAGUCGCUAAAGUACUAUGGGAGAAGUUUUUCAUUCACUACGGGUUGCCAAGUAGAUUACAUUCUGAUCAAGGCAGAGACUUUGAGAGCCGUCUUAUUAAAGAGCUUUUGCAACUGUUACAUAUUGAAAAGAGCCGAACUACUCCCUAUCACCCCCAGGGAGAUGCCCUUCCUGAGAGAUUUAACCGGACAUUGUUGGACAUGCUAGGUACCCUGCCAGUGGAGGAUAAAAAGAGCUGGAGCAAGCAUGUGGAGGCUAUGGUGCAUGCUUAUAACAGUACUCGGCAUGAUAGCACUGGUUUCUCUCCAUACUUCUUGAUGUUUGGGAGGGAGCCAAGGUUGCCCCUUGAUGUCCAGCUGGGUGUAUCUACAGAUGGAGUGAGUCAUCGGGACCACUUUCAGUACGUUUCCCGAUUGAGGGAAGGCUUGACUACUGCCUAUCGUUUGGCUGAAGAGAAUGUUAGCAAGUUGAAUGCCAAUAACAAAAGGAGGUAUGAUCAUAAAGUCAAGUACAGAGAGUUACUUCCAGGUGACAAAGUGUUACUAAGGAAUUUAGGAGUGCCUGGGAAGCAUAAGCUGGCUGACCGUUGGAGAAAUGAACUAUUCGAUGUGGUGAGCAAGCUGCCUGGGAUUCCGGUGUACAAGAUAAAGGGACCAGAGGGUCGAGUAAAAGCCUGGCAUAGAAAUCACUUACUCCCUGUAUCUCAAGCAAGUGAUGUUUCUACAGGUAUUGACAUUGAGGAAGGUCAAAUGGAGGGUACUUCUGACUUCCCCAACGCCACGGAAAUCCCACCUACGGUUCAACAGACCCCUAUGGAUGCUCAAAUGCCUGAACCUGAUGAGGGUGGCAAUGAUGUAACUCCUUCUGAGGACUGGCCUAUUCCUGUCAGGGAUAAUUUGAAUCCUGCAUCCCCGGAGUUUGUACCAAGGUCUGAGACAAACCAGAGGUUGUUGCUUAGUGAUGGAAACCCUUCUAAUGAGGAUUCAGCUAGAGGACUCCCCCCGAGAGAGGUGAGACGGGGUGCACGAGUUCGGCAGCCCCCACCUGUACUGACUUAUGAUACACUGGGAAAUCCUUCUUAUGUACCACAUGCUGGACUUUACCAUGCCUGGGUAGGGGCGGUGUCCAAUCUGGUAAAUAUGCUGCCGGUGUUUGCACCACCAGGACUAUACUAUUAUUGA